GUCAAAUCGAAAACUUGUCAAGGCAAGAAAAAUAUUCACUAAUUGCAAUCAGACCUAUUUGGAUUGUUCGAAUAUUUAGAGAUGGAUAUAGCAGAGAUGGAUAUAGCAGAGAUGGAUAUAAUAAUACCAUCAAGUGAUGAAGUGUACAUCAUUUCGGAUUCCGAUGAUUCGCGAGAUGAGAUAAGAAAAGAGCUAAUGAAAUUGGAGGAUAACAGGGAGAAAACUAAAAACAAGGAAAAGUCUAAGAACGAAUCCAGCCAGAUCAAAAUGAACAAAUGGUAUUUGAAAGAAUUUGAAGACCUCAUGGGUCUCGAAAUUGCAGACUCCGAUGAUGAAGUGGACAUAGAAGAUCGUAAGAGCGAAAAGUCGAGCAGCUCGGAAUCCGACAGAAUAAGUGAUUCGGAUGAUUCCAACUCAGAUGGCUCUCCCACCGAAUGGAUUAAAAAUGUAAAGAACGUUAAUCUAUUUGCAUUCAAUAAAAGUAAUGAAGAUAGCCAACCGAAAGCUUGUGAAGAACUGCCCUCGAUGCCAGUUUUUAGUGGCCCAAUGCCAUCGAUGCCGAUUUAUGACGCAGAAACCUGUCAAUUUGAAAUGGUGGCACCCAUCAAAGAACCGGAUGUAAUUAAGGAUGAAAUUAAAGUAAUGAUGCCAAAUAAGUUGGAUAAUUCCGAUUCCGAGUCGGAAAAAGAAAAAUCGCAACCCGAGGAGGAAGAUGGUCCUUUCGACAGUAACUCUAGUUCCAGUUUUAGUUUUAGCAGCUUACUAAACCUAACUGAUAGUAAUGAUGAUGAAGAUGAUGAUGCUCAAAAAGACUGUGAUGAACAGGGUAGCGAAAAAAAACUAACUUACUGGGAGGAAAUGUCAUUACGCCCCAUUGACAGGGGCGAAAUUUCUCAAGAAGAACUAAUGGCUAUUUUGAAGGAAGACGAGAGUCUGGAAAAUCCGAAGAAAGGCCCUAAUUCUCCAGAUCAUCGAAGUGAUUGUGAUGUCGACGAGGCCAUUAAGUCCCGUGAUGGCUUGGAUUUUUACGAAGAUCGUUCUGAGUUUCCCGAAAAUAGGGAAAAUGUUAGCUUGUUGGUUAUCAAAGAGGAUUCGGUGUUUGCGGAUUAUGAACUAGCCGUGAAGAAACUUAUUAAGCUGAUCCAAUCGGCACCGAGUCACUACAAAUACGAGAUAUAUAUACUAUUGUAUCCAUUGAUGGUCAUAACUUAUCUGCAAAUGAUGGCCAGUGAGAAGAUACAGAGAGCCAGGAUGUUUCUGAUUCGCUUUCAAGACCAUCUCGAUGACUCGUGUAUACCGAGAAUUAUGAAGCUCAGGGAUAUUUGCAAGCCAGCGGAAGUUCCAAAUAAAGCGCGGAAAUUAUUGGCGGGCCAUGAAAAAGUGAAAAUUGAAAUGUCGGAGGGUGCUUUUCGCCAGUUACUUCUGUGCUCGGAGGAUUGGACUAGAGGUCAGCAGGAAAAGUUGCUGAGCCAUUUUCAAAUACAAUCGUAUAGUGAAGAUGACAAGCCCCAGCAACGAUUUGCUCCAGGACAGCCUCACUUGGAGCCGAUUUGUUACGGUGCUCCAGAGCCCAUGAAUAAGAAAGACUUUGCCGCUCGUCCUUUUUUUCAAAAACGCCGCAAGAAGAGGAACGAACCGCAAGCACUAAAGAAUCUACAUUUGCCACCGGUAAACAGGGUGUAUAAUCCGAACCCCAAGAGAAUGGACUUGCUUCACAUGAAGAAUGAUGAACAGCAUCGAAUGAAACUCGAUCGGGACAACCUGCCAUCGACCUACUUGUAUACAACAUCUCCUUCCGAUGAGGUCGUGAUCUGUGCCAACUUCUCGGAGGGCAUUAGCAUGUUGGCUCUGGGAACUGUAUCCUCUAAGGUAUAUGUUUUCUCCCUAAAACCCUCGAAGUUGGUGCAAGUGAAAGCGGCACAAUGGCUGAAAGUUCUAGACACGGGAAUGGCUGGCGUUGACAAGGGUAUGCUAGAUCCCACCAAGAAAUACACCAGACGUACUCUGUGCGGACAUCAAGGACCUGUCUAUGGUUGUUCCUUCAAUCCGGAGGAUCGCUUUCUGCUCACUUGUUCCGAGGACUUCAGCGUUCGCUUGUGGUGCCUGCUGUCCUGGAGUUGUGUGGUUAUUUUUCCCGGCCAUUUGGCACCGGUUUGCUUUGUGGUUUAUGCGCCAAGGGGGUAUUACUUUGCCACCGCAUCGGAUGAUUGUAUGGCCAGAGUUUGGAUGCAGGAUAAUAGGAAACCCGCAAGAGUUCUACAAGGACAUUUGGCCGAACUCGCGGUGUGCCUAUUCCACCCGAAUCGCCACUAUAUGGCCACUGGAUCUGCUGAUUGCACUGUUCGGAUUUGGGACAUUGUCAAGGCUGUGCAAGUGCGUCUUUUUCGCGGUCAUAAGGACAGGAUAACCGCCUUGACCUACUCCAUUUGCGGUCGUUACUUGGUUUCUGGUGGCGAUGACAACCUAAUCAUGAUUUGGGACACAGCCAACGAGAUUUUGAUGCAGUUCUUUGACCAUCACAAGGCCGCCAUUAACACCAUGGAGAUCGCAUUGGAUAAUAACUUACUGGUUGUGGGUGGCCAGGAUUGCCAGCUGACCGUGUGGGACUUUGAGCAGGUGAUUAAGAACUACUUGAGCAGGGCAAAGGCAUCAAGAACGAAGAACCAGGCGGAAAGUCAAGAAUCUAGUGUCAAUCACUUGCUUGUUGGCUCGUUUCGCAGCAAGGGAGCACCAUUUUAUAUGAUUCGCUUUACCCGUCGCAAUCUCUUACUGGGUUUCUGUGUGGCUCCUCGAGGCUCGGAACAUGAUGUCCUUGACGUGAAGCCCAAUCAGCCCAAGGUGGAGAAGCGCAAGGAACUUGGCGAAUGGCUGGACUUUCUGGACCUCAUCAAAUUGAAGGCUUGUGUCGAUCUGAAGGACGAAAUUCAUUUGGAUACUUCACAGGUGGAGAAGGAAAACAAAUCUUAA
Drosophila teissieri is the source of this 2967-nucleotide messenger RNA. RefSeq names its product transcription initiation factor TFIID subunit 5. The record is from RefSeq and is a predicted model, not a curated record. Gene Ontology annotation, molecular function: protein binding; RNA polymerase II general transcription initiation factor activity. The transcript has 5 exons. The coding region runs from base 82 to 2967 and encodes 961 amino acids. Lineage: Eukaryota; Metazoa; Arthropoda; Insecta; Diptera; Drosophilidae.